GAGCAAUCAUAUACGACACCAUCAUGGCUCCCGGUGUCUUAUUACAACCGUCGCAAUCGGAGCUUGAGGCAGCUUCCCCGCCGAAAGCUGCGGCCUCGUUAUUGCAACUCACUGAAGAAUGGGACGAUACCAUUCGCUUCUAUCUUAAUGGCACCAAGGUUAUCUUGGACUCUGUUGACCCCGAAAUCACAUUGCUGGAAUACCUGAGGGGUAUUGGCUUGACAGGGACAAAACUAGGGUGUGCAGAAGGUGGUUGUGGUGCUUGCACGGUUGUCGUUUCGCAAAUCAAUCCGACUACCAAGAAGCUUUACCAUGCCUCCAUCAACGCCUGCAUUGCGCCGCUGGUUGCUGUCGAUGGGAAACACGUUAUUACGGUGGAGGGCAUUGGGAACGUUAAGAAUCCCCAUGCGAUUCAGCAACGGCUAGCAAUCGGAAACGGAAGCCAGUGCGGUUUCUGUACACCGGGAAUUGUGAUGAGUCUCUAUGCGCUCUUACGAAAUGACCCUAAGCCCUCUGAGCAUGCGGUGGAAGAAGCUUUUGACGGAAACCUUUGUCGCUGUACUGGAUAUCGACCGAUUUUGGACGCUGCCCAAAGCUUUACAAGCCCAAUCGGCUGUGGCAAAGCUCGAGCAAACGGUGGCUCUGGAUGCUGUAUGGAAGAACAGAAAGGCACAAAUGGAUGUUGCAAAGGGUCUUCCGAGGAGACUACCGAAGACGUUAAGCACAAGUUUGCGUCUCCCGACUUUAUUGAGUACAAACCAGACACGGAACUAAUAUUUCCUCCGUCGCUCUGGAAACACGAGUUGCGCCCUCUCGCUUUUGGUAACAAGAGAAAGAAGUGGUAUCGGCCGGUCACCGUACAGCAGCUCCUGGAGAUCAAGAGUAUUCAUCCUGAUGCAAAAUUGAUAGGUGGCAGCACCGAGACGCAGAUCGAGAUCAAAUUCAAGCAGAUGCGUUAUGGAGCAUCUGUCUACCUUGGAGACCUCGCUGAACUCCGGCAAUUUGCCUUUCAUGACAACUACUUGGAAAUUGGUGCCAACAUUUCAUUAACUGAUCUUGAAUCUGUCUGUGAUCAGGCCAUCGAGCGCUACGGCUCAGCUCGCGGCCAGCCCUUUGCCGCUAUAAAGAAACAGCUUCGCUACUUUGCUGGGAGACAGAUCAGAAAUGUGGCUUCGCCAGCUGGGAACCUGGCCACUGCAUCCCCGAUAUCCGAUCUCAACCCAGUUUUUGUCGCUACAAACACGACUCUUGUCGCCAGGUCGUUAGAUAAGGAAACCGAGAUUCCAAUGACACAGUUCUUCAGAGGUUACCGAUCUACGGCCCUUCCGCCAGACGCUAUCAUUUCAAGUCUACGUAUACCUACCGCAUCUGAGAAAGGCGAGUAUUUGCGGGCUUAUAAACAAUCUAAGAGGAAGGAUGAUGACAUUGCAAUUGUGAAUGCCGCUUUGCGGGUUUCACUCUCGUCAUCGAACGAUGUCACUAGCGUGAGCCUAGUUUUUGGCGGUAUGGCGCCUUUGACGGUAUCUGCGCGGAACGCGGAGGCCUUCCUCACCGGGAAGAAGUUCACUGAUCCGGCAACUCUAGAAGGUACUAUGGGUGCUUUGGAGCAGGAUUUCAACCUGAAGUUUGGUGUUCCAGGUGGUAUGGCGACUUACCGAAAGUCACUUGCUCUCGGGUUCUUCUACCGAUUCUACCAUGACGUAUUAUCACAGAUCGAGGCCAGGAGUAGUGAUCUGGAUAACAGUGUGGUCGCUGAAAUUGAGCGAGCAAUUUCAACUGGAGAGAAAGAUAACGAGGCUUCAGCGGCUUACCAGCAGAGGGUUCUAGGCCGAGCCGGGCCGCACCUCUCGGCAUUGAAACAGGCUACCGGAGAAGCUCAGUACACCGACGACAUUCCCGCGCAAAAGAACGAACUGUACGGAUGUAUGGUUUUGUCCACAAAGGCUCACGCCAAGCUGCUCAGUGUCAACACAGAAGCCGCUUUGGAAAUUCCUGGUGUCAUCGAUUAUGUAGAUCAUAAAGACCUUCCAUCACCGAGAGCGAACUGGUGGGGUGCUCCAAAUUGUGACGAGGUCUUCUUUGCUGUCGAUAAAGUCACAACUGCCGGACAGCCAAUUGGUAUGAUUCUUGCAAACACAGCCAAGGCUGCAGAAGAGGGUGCAAGAGCCGUCAAAGUUGAAUAUGAAGAAUUGCCAGUAAUCCUCAGCAUCGAAGAGGCAAUCGAAGCGCAAUCCUUCUUCGAACGCUUCCGUUAUAUCAAGAAUGGAGACCCGGAAAGCGCCUUCAGAGACGCUGACCAUGUCUUUGAGGGUGUAUCUCGAAUGGGGGGCCAGGAACAUUUUUAUUUAGAAACACAAGCUUGUGUGGCUAUCCCUAAAGCAGAAGACGGCGAAAUGGAAAUCUGGAGCAGUACCCAGAAUCCGACGGAAACGCAAUCAUAUGUAGCACAGGUUACUGGCGUGGCUGCCAACAAGAUCGUGUCAAGGGUCAAGCGCCUUGGAGGAGGCUUUGGUGGUAAAGAGACGCGGUCAGUCCAGCUCGCAGGUAUAUGCGCCACAGCAGCCGCAAAAGUCAGGCGUCCAGUGCGGUGUAUGCUCAAUCGCGAUGAAGACAUUGCGACUUCUGGACAGCGUCACCCAUUCUAUUGUAAAUGGAAAGUCGGGGUGACAAGGGAGGGCAAGCUGCUUGCACUUGAUGCGGACGUGUACGCAAAUGGUGGACAUACACAGGAUCUUUCAGGUGCUGUUGUGGAGCGAAGUCUUUCACACAUUGACAACGUAUAUCGAUUCCCGAACAUUUACGUCCGGGGCAGGAUAUGCAAGACGAACACCGUCUCAAAUACGGCAUUCCGGGGCUUUGGUGGCCCUCAAGGUCUCUUUUUUGCCGAGUCAAUCAUCUCAGAAGUCGCAGAUCAUCUAGACCUUCAGGUGGAACAGCUCCGGAUACUCAACAUGUACGAACCGGGUGACAUGACUCAUUUCAACCAAGAACUUAAGGACUGGCAUGUCCCGUUGAUGUACGAUCAGGUUCUACAGGAGAGCGAGUAUUUUGAGCGCCGCAAGGCCGUGGAGGAAUAUAACCGCACGCACAAGUGGUCCAAGCGUGGCAUGGCCAUUAUCCCCACCAAGUUUGGUAUCUCUUUCACGGCCCUCUUUCUCAACCAAGCGGGCGCCCUCGUUCAUAUCUACCACGACGGAAGCGUCCUCGUCGCCCACGGCGGCGUGGAAAUGGGCCAAGGUCUCCACACAAAGAUGACCAUGAUAGCAGCCGAAGCCCUAGGCGUUCCCUUGUCGGACGUCUUCAUCUCCGAAACAGCCACCAACACCGUCGCAAACACAUCCUCUACAGCGGCUUCUGCCAGCUCCGACCUCAACGGCUAUGCCAUCUAUAACGCCUGCACCCAACUGAACGAACGUCUCAAGCCCUACCGUGAAAAGAUGCCCAACGCAACCCUGAAAGACCUCGCCCACGCUGCUUACUUCGACCGUGUCAACCUUUCUGCCCAAGGCUACUACCGCACCCCAGACAUCGGCUAUACCUGGGGUGAGAACAAGGGUCAAAUGUUCUUCUACUUCACGCAGGGCGUUACAGCCGCUGAAGUCGAAAUCGAUACGCUCACCGGCGACUGGACGCCCCUCCGGGCAGAUAUCAAAAUGGAUGUCGGCCGCACAAUCAACCCCUCCAUCGACUACGGUCAGAUAGAAGGCGCAUACAUUCAGGGCCAGGGUCUCUUCACAACAGAAGAAAGCCUUUGGCACCGCACAACUGGCCAAAUAUUCACUAAAGGUCCUGGAAACUACAAAAUUCCGGGCUUCCGUGACAUUCCGCAAAUAUUCAACGUUAGUCUCCUUAAGGACGUAGAGUGGGAGAACCUGCGGACGAUCCAGCGCAGUAGAGGCGUCGGCGAGCCACCGCUUUUCAUGGGCAGCGCGGCGUUUUUCGCUAUUCGGGAUGCACUGAAGGCUGCCAGGAAGGAGUGGGGGGUUACUGAUGUGCUGAGUCUUGUCAGUCCGGCUACACCGGAGAGAAUUAGGGUUAGUUGUGCGGAUCCCAUUAUUGAAAGGGCGAGAGUGAAGGCGGAGGAAGGGGAAAAGAGCUUCUUCGUUGCGAUAUAGGGGAAUAAGCAUUCCGUAAUAUAGUACAGG
Molecule: messenger RNA, 4145 nt
Organism: Aspergillus nidulans FGSC A4
Lineage: Eukaryota; Fungi; Ascomycota; Eurotiomycetes; Eurotiales; Aspergillaceae
Gene: hxA
Product: xanthine dehydrogenase hxA
Exons: 4
Coding region: 24-4115 (1363 amino acids)
Biological process (GO): purine nucleobase catabolic process
Cellular component (GO): peroxisome
Molecular function (GO): iron-sulfur cluster binding; 2 iron, 2 sulfur cluster binding; FAD binding
Source: RefSeq, a predicted model, not a curated record